AUGACAAGUGUCGACGAUCCAGAGAAACAUUUUCUGGGUAAUCUUCUCGAAGAUGAUCCGGGCUCAACAUCAGCCACGGGAUCUCGUGUCGUAGGGAUGAAUGCACCCAUACCAUCAGCUAGUCCAAUAGCACCGCCAGUGACCAAUGUUGGAGCUAUCAUGCCUCCGAUUGGAUCAAUGUCGGGAUCAUGGCCCGAACCUCCACCGCCAUAUUCACCGCCACUCGAACCGUGGGCUUCAAACGUGAAUACGACGCUCCUAGGCUCGACUGCGGUUCCGACUCAAAAUUGGUUUCCUUUCACGGACCGAAAAGAAGCAUCUACAACUGACUUUUUGAGUUCUUACAACAUCAGCGGAAGUUCAACGCCAAUAACACCGUCUACUCCAACGAGAGUUCCACACUUUCCAUCUUCGCAAGUCCACCAUUACCAUCAUAAUCUUCACCAUCAUACUCAUACUCACAAUGUGGUUCAAAAUCACUACUUUGGUGCUCCACCGCCAGGUUUGGAAAAUCUGGCUCCGAGAGCAGCUCCAGCAGCUGCUUCAGUGUCGCCAGCCUUGGAAGCAUCCAGCUGGGAUUACACAGGCCUCGAGAACAUCAAUAUGAGUACGAGUAGCGUGUCAUUUUCGGACUGGAAGAAGGAAAAUAUGAGUCAAGCGUCUCCGGAAUCCACAGCCGUUUCUGAAUCCUCGGUUUCGUCUCAUUCUGUGAAUCAGGAGAUUGCGAACACUCAUCCACCGUUGUCGCCUUCAGAAGUGGUAGAAGUUGCCAAGGAGAAGAAACAAAUCUCGAGAAGUUAUGCGGAUCAUUUGUCCAAAUCGAAUUCAGCGACUCCGAAACGAGGUGGUUCAGCAAUAGGGGCAGAGAAAAAGCAGAAGCAAGAGCUAGCCAAGAAGACAAGUAAUCAGUUGCCUCUUGAAAAUGUGGCGACACGAAUAGUAGUCAAAGGCCAACCUCAUUCUGCUCCCGUAGUUUCCAGGAUGCCAUUCAGCUAUCGUGAUGUUGCGGCUCGUUUAGAGAAUCCUCCAUCGUCAAUUCCUCAGCACCUGGAUGAAUCUCAAAGAGAGAAAAAAGAAGAGACAUCGACGUCAGAUUUGAGAGCAAUUGAUUCAAGAGCUGUCGCGUCCAAAAACAAGGGGAAUCUCCACGGAGCUGGAACUACAGCUAAUUCGUCUGAGAAGAACGAAAACAAUAAGAAGAAUCGUGUCGACAACGAGUUCCAAAAGAUCAAUAGUCGGAAGAAUAAGAAGGAGAAGAGUUCGAGUGCGGUUCCGGCACCCUUGAUUUACGAGGGUGUUCACCCUGUCGAUGCCUCAUCUCGGUACGACGUCCUCAAGAAUCUUGAAUCUCCAACUCAGCACCGUAAUGAUAAGAAAGCUGCGAAUGGCAGACCACCAUUGAUUCAAAAGAUUUUCUCAAGAUCCAGCUCGCCAGCAGAAGAUAUGAUUGACACUGAAGAAGAUGAUGGGCAAAGAACUCGGUCGGCUUCAACACCUGCUAACCAGAAUAAUGGUCAAAAGAAAGAUCAAAGAAAACGGACGGUUCAGGCUACGCAGCGUCGGAGAAAAGGACGAAAGGAAGAGCCAACAUGGUUGGAGAAAGCAUGGAGAACUUUUGGUGAGAUAUUUCAAACCAAUCAUCGUACUACGGUUUUUUUUCCAGUUGAACUAUGCUGCUUCAUCUGGGAACACAUUUCGUUUUCCCUCCAAUGGACGUUCAUCCUCAUCGUUGAAGUGUGUCAAAGAAUCGCCGACCUUUUCAUCAGUUCCGGAAGAAGCAUGUGGAUUACAGCUUGUCGAACGAUUCAAAGCGUUUUUCUUAUUUUCCUCUGUACGAUGUACCACAUUUUCAUAGCGAUCAAGGGAUUCUUCGUUAGCACACUUGCCUUUCUGAAUAUGAUUGCGAGUGACGAUGACGAGGUCACAGAAAAACUCAGUUGGGGUCUCAAAAAAGAGAUUCCUAUUCCCACGGUGGCGACAGAGUUUGCGGAUCGUCUCUCUCGGGAAACUGUUAGAGAUGCCUACUCUGCCCUCGGACUUCGUAGCGACUGUUCAGAUGACGACAUCAAAAGAAACUACAAACGAUUGGCGGCUCUCGUCUCGCCAGAUAAGUGUAAUUGCGAUGGAGCCGACGAAAUUUUCGAGCUUGUCACUAUGGCGUUGGCUGCAAUCGGAAACAAGGAAUCGAGAUCUGAAUACACUGUCGAAAAUUCGAAAAACAACGAAUAUCACUCAAAAAUCGUAACUAUCUGGAACAAGUUGGCAAAAAUUAUCGAGGAUGCUCGCAACACGAUCUUCUGCGAUUGUGACGAGACACACUUCCGCAUCGCCACCAGAAUUCGUCCAUCUGAAGCAAGAUUCUGCAAACGGUGUGGUGUUAAUCAUCCAGCUAAGCAUAGUGACAUAUGGGUUGAUAAAGGAAUACUAGGAAUCAAUCCAACGUAUUACACUUGUACAGACAAUGUCGUGUACAAUAUCACUUCCUGGGCAACUUGCAAGAGCCAGAAAGGAAUGCUCAAGAACAUGCGAGCAUACACUCACCAUGUGCAGUAUCGACUGCUGUCACCAAUGAGCAACGACUACGACAAUCAAUCAUCCCAAUACUUCAACUCCCCACUCAACUAUCCAACGUCUUCAACUGAUGCCCGUUUUUUAUCUGAUCUACAAGAAGAGUAUUCUUCUCUGCUCCGUCAACGCAGUCUCGCUCAAAUCUCGUUCAAAACUUGUGAACCACGCGAAGAGGAUCGUAGUAGACGUGCAGCCAAUCGACGACAGAAGCGGUGGCGAUGA
Molecule: messenger RNA, 2790 nt
Organism: Caenorhabditis briggsae
Lineage: Eukaryota; Metazoa; Nematoda; Chromadorea; Rhabditida; Rhabditidae
Gene: Cbr-dnj-5
Product: Protein CBR-DNJ-5
Exons: 13
Coding region: 1-2790 (929 amino acids)
Molecular function (GO): dopamine receptor binding
Source: RefSeq, a predicted model, not a curated record